GCAGCACCCGGCGGGGCUUCGGGCUGGCUGCAGUCUCAGUCUGAGGGCGGCCGAAGUGGCUGGCUCAGUUAAGAUGAGGCUUCUGCUGCUCUUCCUGGUGGCGGCGUCGGCGGUGGUCCGGAGUGAGGCCUCGGCCAACCUGGGCGGGGUGCCCAGCAAGAGAUUAAAGAUGCAGUAUGCCACGGGGCCGCUGCUCAAGUUCCAGAUUUGUGUUUCCUGAGGAUAUAGGCGGGUGUUUGAGGAGUACAUGCGGGUUAUCAGCCAGCGGUACCCAGACAUCCGCAUUGAAGGAGAGAAUUACCUUCCUCAGCCAAUAUAUAGACACAUAGCAUCUUUCCUGUCAGUCUUCAAAUUAGUAUUAAUAGGCUUAAUAAUUGUGGGCAAGGAUCCUUUUGCUUUCUUUGGCAUGCAAGCUCCUAGCAUCUGGCAGUGGGGCCAAGAAAAUAAGGUCUAUGCAUGUAUGAUGGUUUUCUUCCUGAGCAACAUGAUUGAGAACCAGUGUAUGUCAACAGGUGCAUUUGAGAUAACUUUAAAUGAUGUGCCUGUAUGGUCUAAGUUGGAAUCUGGUCACCUUCCAUCCAUGCAGCAACUUGUUCAAAUUCUUGACAAUGAAAUGAAGCUCAAUGUGCAUAUGGAUUCAAUCCCACAUCAUCGAUCAUAGCCCCACUUAUCAGCACUGAAAACUCUUUUACAUUAAGGGAUUUUUGCAAGAGCAGCGUGACUGACAUCAUGAAGGCCUGUACUGAAGACAGCAAGCUGUUAGUACAGACCAGAUGCUUCCUUGGCAGGCGCGUUGUACCUCUUGGAAAACCUCAAUGCAAGAUAGUGGUUCAGUGCUGGCACAUUCUGGAAUUCUGCACAUUCAUGGAGUGCAAUAAUACUGUAUAGCUUUUUUCCCCCAAAAUUCACCCAGUUAAUAGUUCUUUUUUUAAAAAUAGACGUUAAUACUUGUAAAUUUUUUUCUUAGUCAUAUUUGAAAAAUUAGAAAAUUGAGUUACAAUUUAAUUUUUUUCAAAGAUGUCUGUUAAAUCUGUUACGCUUUUAUAUGAAGUUUUGAUUUUUAUAGUUUAAAAUCAGAUCUUUU
This is a messenger RNA of Tupaia belangeri chinensis (Chinese tree shrew), 1084 nucleotides long. RefSeq names its product selenoprotein T (gene SELENOT). The record is from RefSeq and is a predicted model, not a curated record. Gene Ontology annotation, molecular function: thioredoxin-disulfide reductase (NADPH) activity. NCBI's taxonomy places the organism in Eukaryota, Metazoa, Chordata, Mammalia, Scandentia, Tupaiidae. Gene Ontology annotation, cellular component: endoplasmic reticulum membrane. The transcript is spliced from 6 exons. Gene Ontology annotation, biological process: cell redox homeostasis.